This is a messenger RNA of Corythoichthys intestinalis (scribbled pipefish), 1449 nucleotides long. RefSeq names its product ELAV-like protein 1. Gene Ontology annotation, molecular function: RNA binding. Gene Ontology annotation, cellular component: ribonucleoprotein complex. The transcript is spliced from 8 exons. The record is from RefSeq and is a predicted model, not a curated record. Lineage: Eukaryota; Metazoa; Chordata; Actinopteri; Syngnathiformes; Syngnathidae. The coding region runs from base 260 to 1321 and encodes 353 amino acids.
GGAGAGCAAAAACAAAGAGAAAGAAGGAAGGGAAUAGGCGAAGAAGAAAAGGCUGCAGCGUUGCUUUGCGCUGCGCAAGUGACAUUUUUUUCGGCUUGUUUUGCGGGAUUUCGGAGGCGCUCGCUUGCUCGCGGUUUUCCGCCGAAUCGACUCGUCCGUCGCCAACACAGGACGUCGGCAGGCAGCGGCUCUUCGUCGUCAUCUAUUCGUCGUUCCGGGGACGGACGGACGGGCAUCCAUCAGGCGGCCUAUCCGACGCAUGGCGCUGAGACGAGGACACGUCAGGUACUUGAAGGUGUGCGAGGUGCAGGCGCCCCAGACGGACGACCCAGAAGCUCAAGGAGCCGCCGUGGAAAAGGAGAUGUACGACAACGGCUUCGCCCGGGACGACGACGACUCCAGGACCAACCUGAUCGUCAACUACUUGCCGCAGAGCAUGAACCAGGACGAACUGCGCGACCUGUUCGCCAACGCGGGAGAAGUGGAAUCGGCCAAGCUCAUCCGGGACAAAGUCACCGGCCACAGUUUAGGUUACGGCUUUGUUAACUUUGUUAACGCUAGUGAUGCCGAGAGGGCAAUCAGUUCCCUCAACGGCCUGAGGCUUCAGUCUAAAACCAUCAAGGUGUCGUACGCCCGGCCCAGCUCGGAGACCAUCAAAGACGCCAACCUGUACAUUAGCGGUCUGCCGCGCGGCGUCGGUCAGCAGGACCUGGAAGAUAUGUUUUCCAGUUUUGGACACAUCAUCAAUUCCCGCGUGCUGGUGGACCAGGCCUCAGGUCUGUCGAGGGGCGUGGCCUUCAUCCGAUUCGACAAGCGGGCGGAGGCGGAGGAGGCCAUCAAACAGCUGAACGGUCAGACGGCGCCCGGCGGCACGGAAACCCUGACGGUCAAGUUCGCCGCCAAUCCCAACCAGGCCCGCCACGCCCAGGCGGCGGCGUACAGCUACCACGGACAGUCACGUCGCUCGGCCGGACCCGUUCACCACCAGGCGCAGAGGUUCAGAUUCUCCCCGAUGGGGGCGGAUUACGGCGGCGGCGGCGGCGGCGGGGCUCCGGGAGGCCCCGCGGGCUGGUGCAUCUUCAUCUACAAUCUGGGCCAGGAGGCGGACGAGGCCAUGCUGUGGCAGCUCUUCGGGCCCUUCGGCGCCGUCAGCAACGUCAAGGUCAUCCGCGACUUCAACAGCAACAAGUGCAAAGGCUUCGGCUUCGUCACCAUGAGCAACUACGAGGAGGCGGCCGUGGCCAUCCACAACCUCAACGGCUACAGGCUGGGAGACAAGGUCCUGCAGGUCUCCUUCAAGACGGGCAAAGGCCACAAGUAGAUGGCGAGCCACCCGGAACCUUUUUUUAGUCGAACUGGUCUUGUAGGCAGACUCCCAUUUUUCCGUCUCGCUCCUUCCUUUCUUGUUCGUUCAACCCAAAAACAAAUAAAAACUCGUUCCAAAAGUCA